AUGAAAAAUUUGUUGCUUCACGUCAGCCAGUCGGCUAUAUUUUUAAUUAUUUUUCAAAACAACUGCAGCAAAACUACAGAUUUUUUGUGUAUUAAUAAUAUUUUAACUUUACAUUACCAUCCAACGAUGGAUUAUAUCGCAUCAGAAAAGGGUGAUACAACAGAAAAUCGGGAUCCUAAUUCUUUAAUAGCAAAUGGCAGCUCAAAGCCAAAUUUAGAAACAAAAUCUAUCGAAAAUGAAGGCCCUCACAUCGAAGCUCCCACCGAGCGUGCGUGCACUUCAGAAUCUGCAGAAGAAUCUGAAGUCUGCGAGAUCCCAGAACAAAUCGAAUUUACUGUAGUUUUUAAUAAAAAUAAACAUGACAUCACAUUUGCAUAUGAUGCUACCGUCUUAGAACUUAAAGCUCACCUAGAGCGAAUAUGCGGCGUUCCCCAAUCUGCUCAAAAACUAAUAAUCAAGGGUAUGGCUAAGGAUAAUGUGACAUUGCGAAGUACUGGUAUAGUCAAAGGUGGGAAAGUGAUGCUUGUUGGAUCUAAAAUGGAUGACAUAUUGGCUGUGAAAAGUGCACCAAAGGAAAUACUUGAAGAAAAGAAUAGUAGUCAGACAAGUAAAGAACCGUUAUGCAUGCAGAAAAUACACAGGAAGGUUCUAGACAAAGGUAUCCCACCUGAUGUGAUGCCGGGAAUCAAAGGAGUGAAGGAGCCGUUGCCCCCAGUGCCAUUAAGUGGAAUGUUAAAUAAACACGGUGGAAAAGUGCGAUUGACUUUCAAACCAGAGCAAGAUCAACUAUGGCUCGGAACAAAAGAGCGCACUGAGAAACUUGCUAUGACAUCCAUUAAAAGUAUAACAUCUGAACCAAUUAAGGAACAUGAAGAGUAUCAUAUCAUGGGUUUACAGUUGGGGCCAACAGAAGCUUCAAGGUAUUGGGUGUAUUGGGUCCCCGCUCAGUAUAUUGAAGCCAUAAAAGAUGCUGUUCUCGGUGUUUGGCAGUUCUUUUAA
Messenger RNA from Danaus chrysippus (African queen), 999 nucleotides. NCBI's taxonomy places the organism in Eukaryota, Metazoa, Arthropoda, Insecta, Lepidoptera, Nymphalidae. The record is from the annotation of a GenBank genome assembly.